Nelumbo nucifera (sacred lotus) is the source of this 2168-nucleotide messenger RNA. RefSeq lists its product as uncharacterized. Gene Ontology annotation, molecular function: microtubule binding. The record is from RefSeq and is a predicted model, not a curated record. NCBI's taxonomy places the organism in Eukaryota, Viridiplantae, Streptophyta, Magnoliopsida, Proteales, Nelumbonaceae.
UCUCGAACCAGGGGCGACUUGAAUAGUUGAAUUGAAGCGAGAGAGAGAGAGAGAGAGAGAGAGAGAGAGAGAGCAGAGUUGGGUUGGGGCUUCUUCUAGGCUAAGGCCUUCAUUGUCGUGGACUUUCGAUCUCGAUCUGGGAAGAGUUGUUUGAAGCUUCUGAAAAUUCGAAUUUUGGCGGUUCUUUAGUUCGGAAAUCCAUGGAAAUCCUAGCAUUUCUCAAUCGUUUCGCCAGUCACUUGAAAUAUUUCGUUCUCCAAUUCUAGACCUAACCUUCAAAUUCUUUGAUUAUUAAAGAGAUUUUCUCUGAAUUGCAAACACGUAGAACUCUCCCUUUGGCCCUGUACGGUUUAGUUACCAAAUGGAUUCUGAGAGCGGGGUUGUUUUGGAUGAUGGAAGUGGCGUUGUCGAGAAAACUCUUCCAGCGGAAAGUUUAGUUCAGAAUGUAAACAAAGAAAACGAGAACGCUGAAAAUGGUGUAGAUGUGUUGCAAGUAAAUGACGUCUCUGAAGAUGCAUCGAUAGAAGGUCUUAAUUCUGCUGUAGCGGAGGUGGAAGUAACCAAUACUGUUUCAGGAACUAAAGGGUCCAAUUCUGCAAAGAAACCUGGAGCUCGUCGUGAUAAUGGCUUGAAGAACAACAAAACAACCAAGGAUCAAGCCAGUCGAAAAGGCCCCACAACGUUUUCUCGAACCCAGGGGCAAAGCCUGUCUAAAAGUCUUUCUUUCCCGUCGAAGGGGAUACUUACCAAUGGUUUGAAGAAGAGCUUCGAUGGCAAGUCCGUGAAAACGGACACGAAACAUUCCCGGGCAAGUUCCAUAGAAACUGAGGCCCCAGUUUCCAAUGUGCCAACCACUUCAACUUCCCGUGUCAAUAGUCUCAACAGGCGACCCUCCGUUGGACUGAGCACCAUGGAUGCUAAGCCAAAUACUGGGGGGCUUUCUACCAGGCAGAGCACCAUAACAUCUAGGCCUAGCAUCCGACCUUCUAUUGUUAGUAAGUCUGUUUCUAUAGAUGCAACUGGAAGUGGCACAGAGUUCAAAGAGCCCCAAAGCACUACUCAUGAACUACGAAAAAGCACGGGUUCUGGAUUUGCUUCCAGGCUGAUUGAGCGUGCAGAAAAACGAAAAGAGUUCUUUUCAAAACUAGAAGAGAAGAUUCAUGCAAAGGAAUUGGAAAGAACUAAUUUGCAGGCAAAAACAAAGGAGAGCCAGGAAGCAGAAAUCAGAGAAUUGAGGAAGAGUUUGAUGUUUAAAGCUACACCAAUGCCAAGUUUCUAUAAAGAACCUCCUCCAAAGGUUGAACUGAAGAAGAUACCUACAACACGUGCCAUAUCACCAAAGUUUGGAAGGCACAAGAACUCCAUUGCUGCUGUAGACAACUCUUCAGAAGGAUCUUGUCAAAGCACAUAUCCAAGCCUGGACUCCAAGAAAUCGACCAAAGUAGCAGCAACCAGUACUGGAGAUUCUAGUGCCUCAAAGAAACCUGUUAGAAAGUUGAUUUCCAAGCUUUCAUCUCCAAAUUCGGUGACCAAAGAAACUGAAGUAGAACCUCUUAAAUCAAAACCGAAGGCCCCAGAGACAGAACAUGAUGGCCAGAAAGCUUGCAUACAAGAAGCCAAAGAAAUCCAAGACAAACCUAGUAACUCCUCCCCUAAAAUUGAGGCUGCAGUCGAGGAGUGUGUAAAGAACUCAAUGGAGGAUGACAAGUCGAUCCAGAAUUUACCUGAUCCUGAGAUUGCUCCUGAUGAAGUGGCUAUAGGUUAAAUACACGAUUCUUCACCCUCUUGCCUCUACAUUGUGCAGAUUAGAAGUCGAAGCUGUUGUGAGCUAUAGGUUAAAUACACGAUUCUUCACCCUCUUGCCUCUACAUUGUGCAGAUUAGAAGUCGAAGCUGUUGUGAAUAGUAAGGGUGUGUCUUCAUUCAGUUGCUGCUUCCUGGAAGAUACGAGGUAAAUAUAGUUGUGUCUAUAUAUUUUACUCUCUUCAGAAGGCACUGUGCUGAUUGUAAUGAGUUUAUGGUUUUAUAAUUUAUAGGCUAUUCCAUUGAAUUAACAAUAUUUUCCCUAUAUUUCUUUUGAUUCUUGUAAUUAGAAAAGAAAAUAGAACUCCGGAGUCUGUUUUGUCAACCUGCGUAUAGAUAUACAAUCAGAUUUUCUGGUGUGUAGUA